This is a messenger RNA of Carassius carassius (crucian carp), 1407 nucleotides long. RefSeq lists its product as uncharacterized. The transcript has 5 exons. Bases 200 to 832 code for a protein of 210 amino acids. Lineage: Eukaryota; Metazoa; Chordata; Actinopteri; Cypriniformes; Cyprinidae. The record is from RefSeq and is a predicted model, not a curated record.
UUUACCCACUCUCACUCUGGCUCUCAGUGUCUAUGUCCAGACUGCUGCUUCAGACCUCACCACCCCUUUCAAUUCAAACCAACUUUAAGCCACACUUCUGAGCGUGUGAGCCAGCAUUUCAUCCACAGUCUGCUGUGCACUUUCAGGAGCCUCUUCAUUUGUGAAGGUUUCAGCUGGAGAACAGUCACCAAAAGUGACCAUGGUGAGGAUCAUACUACUGCUACUGGUCACCCUGACGGGGCCUUUCUGUACCUUUACCCAAGCAAGUACUCUGGUGGUGCCAACAACUUCAGAACCAAAUCUUGCAUCAGAGCCGCCUGUUUUCACAAUCAAAACAGAGGAACCAGCUCCUCGAGAUGCUGUUUCAACGCCUUCUCCUGAGACUACAGAAGCAGCUGCCUUAACAGAUGCGCCAGCGGUUUCCACAGCAGCACCAAUGAUACAUUCAGAUGCCCCAUUAGAAACAACAGCUCCAACAGAUACAGCACAAUCAACAGAAGCUGGACCUAAAGAGACAGCCGGCCCUGAAGCCACUACUGUCAUUGCGAGAACAGAAGAAGCUAAGAAAACUGAAGAAACUAAAUCAAAGACUGCAGAUAAAGAGGAGGAUGAAGGUAUGGGCACAGGACAGUUGGUGGGGAUCGUAAUCGGUGCAUUGAUCAUAGGGAUUAUUGUCAUUGCUGUGAUCAUCUUGGUGGUCAGAAGAAUGGGCCAAUACUCGACUGCAAAGAAACGAAAGCCUCAAAAACAAGAGAGCAUCUUGAUCUCUCCCCUGAAAAGAAAGGCACGACAGGAAGAGAAGAAGAAGAAGAAGAAAUCCGGGAAGUUCUGAACUAUUGUUCUGAUGUCAAAAUCAAUGCAAGCAGCACUCUCACCAUCCAUCCAGGACUUUACGGGGAGCAGGAGAGUGUCCCAUCCCCUAUCCCAUUAAAAAAGAUGCCCUCCCACAAAAACACCUUCCCAGUGCCCACAAGUCCCUUUAUUUAGCAUGAAAAGCCCCAUUUAUCCCAACACUGGGAGGCCACAGGAAGUUACAGUAUCUUUUUUUAAUGCAUAUUAGUGUAACAGGAGAUUAAAUGAAUGUUGAAUUUGUGAAGGGUCUACUAAACAAAAACAAACAAACAGCUGCCCAUGCAAGCAAAAGCUUGUAUGUUUUUAUUCCACUGAGUGUAAAAAUCAUACAGAAAAAAAACCUUAUCCAAAAUCAUUAUUCUUUUCCCCAUUCUACAGAUGUGUCCAAUAGGACUAUGACGCAUUAUGAACAGUCUAUGAACUGUCAUAAGCAGAUGCUGAGGACACAUUCUGUUCUCAAGAUGUGUAAGCGGCAUUAACUAAGAAAUAUUCUUUUUAAUUAUGAGUUAAGGGGAGCAGCACACAAUAAGUGCUUGAGAUUUACUUGUUUGAAGU